CUGCCAUGCUAACAAACAGCCGGCACGCUUACGUGCUUUCCAGAUAACAGUUCCAAAUAGUGGGCAGAAAUGUCAAGUAUCCUUUUCACGCAAGGCAGGGGAGGGAGAGGCAGCAAGGGCCGGCUUGCAGAUCGCACGGCGCUGGCAGUGCGCUUACAUAAGCCCCGUGCUGCAGCGGCUGCUCUGAGCAGAGCCUUGCCCAGGAGGGCUGGGUCUAGAAGCUUUUCUUUUGGGUCCUAUAGCACUGUGCAGGGGAAAGCCUCUCCCACACAGACCCUCCCCGAGGUCUGCUUUGGGUUGAUACGGGAGCACCCAGCCUUUUGUUUGCCCGUGGAGCUGCUCCCGUGGUUUUACAUCCUCUUCUGGCGACGGAAGGAGAGGCAGCUGGGUGUGUGCCUGCUGUGGGGCUGAGGGAAGAAGCCAGCACUGAUUGUCACUGGCGGGCGUGUGCUGUCAUACCACUCAUUGCUGUCCAUCUCUGUCCCUUGGCUGUACUUUGCUCCUGGCUGCCCGUGCUGCCGAAAGCAGCCUUACCGUGAAUAAAGGUUGAGAUUCCUUCUGCCCAGAGUUGUGCUGUCGUUUUGCUAUUUCCACCCCUCACUAUUUGCUCUCCCCUCGCCGUGGUGGCAAACGCAUCCCAAGCCCCGGUGCUGCGCUGCCAGGCGCUGCUGCUGCUUUAUCCCGAAGCUGCGGGUCCAGCCUCCGCUUUGGUUUCCUCCCUGCCCGCACCCAGCUGAGCGCUUCGCCCUACCGCAUCCCUAACAGCACACACCGCCCUCCGUGCUCCCUAGUUGUGCAACGAGAUGGGCACGGUGCUUUACGGAGGGAGGCGUUCUGCUGCGACGAGAAAACGGGGAUGUCCGUAACGCAGAGCGCUGCCGAUUCCCGCAGGUGGAGCUGUGCGAACUCGCUUGAUUUCUGUUAACACGAAACAAGCACCAAGGACGGGCACGAUCGCGCCGCAGCUCCAGGCGAGGCGGCAGCCGGGCCCCUUGCUGCUGGCCAUGGCACUGCUGCCCCGCCGCUUCCUCUGCUUCGUGCUGGCCCAUCACUUCAUUGCGGCGACAGCGUGCCAUGAGGCGGAGUACGGCCGGCAGAUCCGUGAGCGCUGCCUACGGCCCUUCAAGCUCAGCAUGGAGGGCAUCGGGCAGCGGCUGUGGUGCGACUGGGACGAGACCAUGGGCACCUACGGGGAGCUGACGAACUGCACAGUUGCGGUGGCUGAGAACCUCACUUGCUACUGGCCCAACCGUUUGGUGGAUGAGUUCUUCGUUGCCGUCCACAGCCACUACUUCAAGAACUGCUCCCCAUCCGGCCGGGCGCUGCGUGACCCCCCCAACGGCAUCCUCUGCCCCUUCAUCCUGGUGCCCAUCCUUGUCACCCUGCUGAUGACCGCGCUGGUGGUAUGGCGGAGCAAACGCAGUGAGGCAUCGUUUAGAGAUGGUUUUUCAGGGGAGAGCCUGGCCAAGGAGCAUCCCAGGGGUGCCGAGCCCCAUUGGUGCUGUUGCAUCCUUGCUGGCCCUUCCCGGGUGGUGGCUUCCAAUUAAAAUCCAUCAUUAAUGACCUGGGGAUGCUGGUGGUAGUGAGGAUGCUGCUCACUGGGCGAUGAGAGAGAGAGUUGCAGCUCUGCUCAGCCCUUCCCUGCUUCCCUCCCAGCAGCCCACAGCAUCACUGGGGGGAAAAAAAGGGAAAAAUGGAAAAAUCGGGGAAAAAACCCACAGCAGGGGUCAGUGUCCUGCCUGUGGUGCCAGCACAGCACUGGGACGUGCCAUAACCACAAGGACAGCGUGUCAGAGCACAGCCUGGGUGAUGAAACCUUCACUUUUUAUCCUUUCUGUCGUUGUUUUAUCCUUAGUAACAGCAGGAAAAGCACCUUCUCCCCCUGCCCACCUACAGACUGGCUCUGACUAGAGAUGGAAAGAUGGGUGAUGGUCACUGCUUCGCACUGGCGGGUGACACCGGUGGUGGCACUGAUGGCCUCAGAGGUGCCCCAGUGAACAAUGGGAAUUAGGUGCUUUUCCUAAUUAAAUAAAUACAUGCAGAACUAAAGCAGGUGGCAGUCUUUGGUGCAUUCCUCCACAAAGUGGGGUCUGGGUGCAUUGAGGUCCCAUAGACCUCCUGCUGCCCUGCUGGGUGUCCCAUGGGUCUCCUUUGGUGUGCCAAAGACUUUACCUCCAAACGAAGCCCAGGGGAGGGAGGUAUGGGGAGGGAUCCUGAGGUGAGAUGUGGAAGCCGAGGGGGAAAACACAGACCUGGGGAUUACAGUCAGCCCAUGGAAGGAGGAUUUCAGUGGGGAGGCUGCUGGAAUGGGGCACGGGCCAAGUGUGGGCAAGAGCAGCCCCAAAUCACCCCUGGCACUCGUGGAGGGGUUCAUCCCUGGCACAAGUGAAAUGGAAUGUGUUUUCCAACCUGCUUGUGUGUGCUUUCCUCCCUACCAUCCCUGACAUCACCACUUUGCAGUAAAGAUCUGCUACAGUCACUCCUGCUUAAAGGAGAACGUGCUGCUCCCCUAUUCAUUACAAAUACACACAGAGGCUGCGUCUUCUAAAGAUAAGGCACUUCUGCCACGUGCCAUGCACACAUCUCAUCAUCUCCUUGCUUUUCUGGGCCCCAGUAGCACAUGCAAGAGGAAACGAAGUCAGCAAUGCUGCUGUGACCGCUGCAGCUGCCCUGUGCACAACAGAAGAGGAGGGGCUGAGCAACCUGGCCACUGCACAACACAACAAAUGCUCUGCAUGAAACCACACCAACAUUUAUUCCUGGGCUUUAUCUAGGUAUAAAAGCUGCUGCACAAUUCCCCCGAGGUCAGGGUGAGCAGCAGGAGCUGAGGGCACCAGCAGAAGAACAGAAAAGCACCCACUCACAGCGUGGUGCUACCCUUUCAUUACUUAUCCCCUCUCACUGCACCCCCAGCUGAGGGCAAAGGCAGAUUUCUUGAACAAAAAAAAUCUCCUUUCAUUAUGUUUUCACAGAGAGAGAUGUAUGUACAUAAUAUAAUAAAUAUGGGAUUUUAACAGUCCUACACAAUCACUUAAAUUACAGAUUAGCCUGGUAUUUCUUUUAACUAAUUCACACGCACAAAAAAAA
Molecule: messenger RNA, 3087 nt
Organism: Coturnix japonica (Japanese quail)
Lineage: Eukaryota; Metazoa; Chordata; Aves; Galliformes; Phasianidae
Source: RefSeq, a predicted model, not a curated record